Trifolium pratense (red clover) is the source of this 2254-nucleotide messenger RNA. RefSeq names its product sorting nexin 2B-like. Lineage: Eukaryota; Viridiplantae; Streptophyta; Magnoliopsida; Fabales; Fabaceae. Gene Ontology annotation, molecular function: phosphatidylinositol binding. Bases 294 to 2015 code for a protein of 573 amino acids. The transcript has 5 exons. The record is from RefSeq and is a predicted model, not a curated record.
GACACAUCCAUACACCCAAUCAUAGUCCAGACUCCUGCCACUUCAAUUUCCAUCUGGUCCUUGCAUGGUCAGUCUUCUUCAACCUCACACCAUCCCAAAAAAAACCAUUACACCUCUGCGCAAGUUAGCCUCCACCACCACACUCAUGCAAAUAAACCUCAACUCAAUUUCUUAAUCAUCUUCAUUCCUCCACCAAACUUCUUAAUUAAUCAAUCAAUUAACCAAAACCAAUCUCUCACAAUUUUUUUUCUAUCACUUUCUAUUUCAAUUCAACAACAAAAAAAACAUCAACAAUGAUGGACUCCGAAAAUCACACCACAGAGGAACACCUACACCCGCACCCUCUCUCUUCAUCAAAUGAUGAAUUAGAAAACCUCAAUCUCCACGAAAACAACGAACACGAUUCGUUAUUAAGUACUAAAUCGUACUCUAAUUACCGGAGCGUGAUGUCCACGCUCUCUGAUUCUCACAAUCAUCCACUUUCUUCGCCGAGUUUCGUAUCAUCGGCGGAUUCCGAUCCACUUCUAUCUCCACCGCAACACUACCGCGAAUUCACAAACCCUAAUUCGUCUGAUACUUCUUCUUACAUCGAUCCUCCUUCUUACGCAGACGCGAUUUUCACUUCUUUCGACGGCGAGACAUCUUCUAACGGCGUUGAUACUCCGACUCGAAGCUCCUCCGAUGGAAUUUUUUUCUCGAGAUCUUCUUCAAGUUCGGAGUAUUUGAAAAUAACGGUUUCGAAUCCGGUUAAGGAGCAAGAGAAUUCGAAUUCGAUUGUUCCUGGUAGUAGUAGUUAUGUGACGUAUUUGAUUACAACGAGAACGAAUAUUCCGGAGUUUGGAGGUUCGGAAUUCGGUGUCCGGAGAAGGUUUAAGGAUAUAGUGACGCUUUCUGAUCGGUUAUCGGAGGCGUAUCGAGGGUUUUUUAUACCGCCGAGGCCGGAUAAGAGUAUUGUGGAGAGUCAGGUGAUGCAGAAACAGGAAUUUGUUGAGCAGAGGAGAGUGGCAUUGGAGAAGUAUCUUCGGAGAUUGGCGGAUCAUCCGGUGAUUAGAAAGAGUGAUGAGUUUAGGGUGUUUUUGCAGGUUCAAGGGAAGCUUCCAUUGCCGACUACGACUGAUGUGGCGUCGAGGGUUUUGGAUGGGGCGGCGAAGCUUCCGAAACAGUUGAUGGGGGAGAGUUUGAUUGCUCCUAGUGAGGUUGUGCAACCGGCGAAAGGGGGGAGGGAUUUGUUGAGGUUGUUCAAGGAGUUGAAGCAAUCAAUGUCCAAUGAUUGGGGAGGUUCUAAGCCACUUGUUGUGGAGGAAGAUAAAGAGUUCCUUGCAAAGAAGGAAAGGGUUCAUGAACUUGAACAGCAAAUCAAUAGUGCAUCUCAGCAGGCUGAAUCGCUUGUUAAAGCACAACAAGAUAUGGGAGAGACAAUGGGAGAAUUAGGGUUGGCAUUUAUUAAAUUAACAAAAUUUGAAAAUGAAGAAGCUGUUUUGGACUCUCAGAGGGUACGAGCUGCCGACAUGAAAGGUGUAGCAACAGCUGCUGUGAAAGCUAGCAGAUUAUUUCGAGAAUUAAAUUCUCAAACUGUGAAGCAUUUGGAUACACUUCAUGAAUAUCUUGGAUUAAUGUUGGCUGUUCACAGUGCAUUCACGGAUCGCACAAGUGCACUCUUGACGGUACAGACCCUUCUAUCAGAACUCUCUUCUUUGCAAUCAAGAGCUGAAAAACUUGAAGCGGCUUCAUCUAAAAUAUUUGGGGGUGACAAAACAAGGUCUCGUAAGUUAGAGGAGCUACAGGAAACCAUAAGAGCAACCGAAGACGCCAAAAAUGUUGCAAUCAGAGAAUAUGAGCGGAUCAAGGAAAACAAUAGGAGUGAACUUGAAAGGCUUGAUAGAGAGAGGCAGGCUGACUUCUUAAACAUGUUGAAAGGAUUUGUAGUUAAUCAGGUGGGAUAUGCUGAGAAAAUUGCUAAUGUCUGGACAAAAGUUGUUGAAGACACCAGUGGAUAUGCGAAAGAAAGCACGUGAAAUCCGGCUAUUGAUUUAAAUUUUAAUCUUUAUUCAUUGAUGUGCAAUUCUCAUAAUAUGUCUGUAUUCAUGACAAUAAAUCAAAAUGUGUUUUGCGGGUUGGUAGGUUUUUUCUUUCUCACUUGUACCUCAGAACAUUUUACACAUCAUUCAAUACUUGAUGUUGUACAUUACAUGCUCUUUGUUUGACUCUUUCAGCUUUAACAAUGCCUAAUUUUUUUUUUUUUUUCUGUUUCUAA